GAGAGAGAGAGAGUCAAAGCUCAGCUCAUCUAACAGAGAGUCGCAUAGUACAGCAACACCAUGCGCGCCCCGGAGAGCCUCCUGCACCGCGCGGCCGUCGCCGCUGGCUCUGGAGAGACGUCACCGCCUACUUCUCCGGAGCAGCAGACGGCGCCGGAGGGGAUGGCGGUGAACUCGAACAUGGCGGUGAUCCUCGCGUCCCUCCUAUGCGCCCUCGUCUGCCUCCUCGGCCUCGCCCUCGCCUCCCGCUGCACCUGCCGCCGACACCGCACCUCCAGUCCUCCACCGAAGGGGCUCAAGAAGAAGGCUAUCGACGCGCUUCCCACCAUCUCCUAUGCCGCCUCGCCAGAAUCAUCGCCAACAGCAGCAGUAGCAGCGCAGUCGUCGUCGUCGGAGUGCGCGAUAUGCCUUGUGGAGUUCGCGGAGGGGGAGGGCCUGCGCGUGCUCCCGCGUUGCGGCCAUGGCUUCCACGUCGCGUGUGUUGACGCCUGGCUCCGGACCCAUGCUACAUGCCCCUCUUGCCGCGCCGCCAUCGUCGCCGUAGAGCCGCCGCCAGUGGGGCCAACGGUGGUCGUGGUGGUAGCGAGCGAAGGCAGACGGUGCGGGAGGUGCGGCCAAGUGGCAGCGCCAGGCGGGUGUGGAGAUGCCACGCCCACGUUCUUACCUUAGCGCUUCUCUUACCCUAGCUUGUUCUUUUACUCCCUCCUUACCAGGGCAUAAGGCGUAUAAAUUUUUUGCAAUUUUCGUCAAGGCUUAAGGCGUGGCCUGUUGGGCUUUCUAAUCUUUCCAAUUCUACCCCCACGUACGUACCGUUCCAUCCUCGAAACCAGGCGAUCGAGCGCCGCCUCUCUCUUCGUCUUCGACGAGAAUUAACUACGCGCCUCGAUCUGCACGUCCUCGCCCAGCUGCAGCUCUCCUUUACAUCAUGGCGCUGCUCCUUAACCUCCUCACUUCUUCUCCCCCAUCAGCUUACUCUCCCCCGUCUAGCUUCCUCUCAUGGCGCUGCUCCUUCACGUCAACAUGGUUCGUCGGAUCUUUAGGGCAGCAGCACUCAUGGCGCUGGUGGCGGCUUGGACGCUGUCCCAUGGCGCCUCUGCGAUGGAGUAUUUGCUAAGCUGGUAAUCAAUCUGUUAAUCAGGUUUGUAGUGCUGUUCUUCUGCUUCAUUUUUCUAGUGCCCUCUGCUUUUCAGCUAGAUCGCUGUGUCGAUCCAAUGUAUCUGGACGUUGUAGCUCAUCUGCUUGCUGUAAAGUAAACUUGUGAUUUUCAAACUUGUUUCUUUUUCA
Molecule: messenger RNA, 1284 nt
Organism: Lolium perenne
Lineage: Eukaryota; Viridiplantae; Streptophyta; Magnoliopsida; Poales; Poaceae
Product: probable E3 ubiquitin-protein ligase ATL44
Source: RefSeq, a predicted model, not a curated record